Messenger RNA from Thamnophis sirtalis, 5162 nucleotides. It is a transcript of the gene SYNGR3, whose product is annotated as synaptogyrin 3. The record is from RefSeq and is a predicted model, not a curated record. NCBI's taxonomy places the organism in Eukaryota, Metazoa, Chordata, Lepidosauria, Squamata, Natricidae. Gene Ontology annotation, cellular component: neuromuscular junction; synaptic vesicle membrane.
CGAGGCGGCGGCGGCGGCGGGACGAUGGAGGGCGCUUCCUUCGGAGCUGGGCGGGCGGGCGCGGCGGUGGAUCCCGCGGAAUUCGCCAAGCGGCCCCAGACCCUCCUCAGGGUUCUCGCCGGGGUGUUCUCUAUUGUGGUGUUUGGCUCCAUCAUCAAUGAAGGUUAUGUGAACACAGAUACGUCCCCGGUGCUGCACUGCAUUUUCAACAGCAAUGAAGGAGCCUGCAACUAUGGCAUCGCAAUAGGGCUGCUGGCUUUCCUGGCCUGCAGCUUCUUCCUGGUGAUGGACCUCUAUUUCCAGCAGAUCAGCAGUGUGAAGGACAGGAAGCGCAUUGUCCUCUUGGACCUUGGCUUUUCUGGCUUCUGGUCCUUCCUCUGGUUUGUGGCGUUCUGCUUUCUGGCCAACCAGUGGCAACGCACCCCUGCCAGCAAAGGGGCAUCACAAGGAGGGGAUGCUGCCCGAGCAGCCAUUGCUUUCUCCUUCUUCUCCAUCAUCUCCUGGGUUGCCCUGACCAUAAAAGCCCUCCAAAGAUACCGGAUGGGGACUGACAUGUCUCUCUUUGCCACGGAUCAGUUUGGCCCUGAUCCCAUGGCAGGAUAUCCGGGACACCCUCCCACCAGCGGUGGCAUCGAAAGCACAGAAACCUAUCAGAGCCCACCAUUCUCCGAGACCCUGAACACCAGCCCCAAAGGUUACCAGGUGCCAGCUUACUGAAGGGGCAGGUGACCCUCCCGCAAAUGGGGUUUCAGAGCAAACUGAAACCAGACCCAGAAAAAUGGGCUGACAUACCACAAGAUGCAAGUAUAGUCAACAGAUUGGUUGCAAGUGUAUUCAAAAGUACUUUCCUUUUCCUUUUUUAAAUUUUUUGACAUGUGGUGAGUUAUGUGCUGGGUUAAACUUACUCUUAGCUAAUGGUGCAGUGAAUUCUGUACAGUGGUUCUUGUCUUAUCUGUCCAAGGAUAUUUUUACUUUAAAAAGAGAGAGAAGGGCAACAGUGUUCCCUCUAAGCAGGAAACUCUAGAAAAGCUGUAACUCCCAUUUCCCUGACUGCAGUGGCAUUUAUUCAUGUGACACUUGGCUGCAAGUGCACAAAAACCCUGGCAAGACACAGGGGUGCUGGAGCGGUAUGGGUGCCCCGCCAAAACAAGAUGGCAGCCACCACUGCGUGAUCAAAGCCCUGUUCCUUGUUUGUAGAUGCCAUGAAUACCCAAGGGACCAGCCAGAUAGAGUGCCCAUCUUUCCUAGCCAGCUGGUACUUCAAGUACUUCCAAGGUAAUCACAAAACAAUAGUUCUCCCAGACACUCUUAGAAGUCUUCUCUUUCCCUCCUUUUCAAUUUUCUUUCCUCCUAGAAAGAACUUAGAACUGUUAAAAAGGAAUGUGCCAAAUUAAACUACCAGAAAGAAUAGCUGUGGUCAUCUUCUCUGAUGUAUAGUUGGGUGUAUAUAAGUGCUAUAUUUAGGACAAUAAAUAUGUACAUAUGCUGCACGCAUGUUUCUGGUAUUCCAGGACACUUUGUUGUUUAAUUUGAGCACCAAAAACUAAACCUUGUUCCAGACAGGAAACAAACCAAUAAAACUUCAACAGCACGAAAUGUAGCAUUUGGCCAACUUAGGUGCCAUCUCAAGAUUUGGUGGCCCCUAUGAUCUUCUUGUUGAGAAAUCAGAAAGGGGAGGGAAAGUUGGGAGGAUAUUCAAAGACAAAAGUAGAGUCUUGAUUCCAGACACUGGGUGGCCCCCAGUGGUUAAGAUUACUAACAUUUGGCAUGCUCUUUUUCAACAUGAAUGAGACAAAAAUGUUAUUCCUCCCACUCCUUUAAAAAGCCCCGUCUCAUUUGAGGCUACCUAUGAUUUCCUCUGAAACAAAGAUACAUGUUGGCAUAAGCUUUGAGAAAACUCCCUUUCCUUUGCAACUCAAGUAACCGUUUCAUAGGGACAAGUUUUGUAAGUUUCAAAGAAAAAGUAUUUAUAAUAUAAUUCCAAGUGCAAAAAACCAUGAAAGUGGGAUAAUGUAUAUUUUAGCUGCCUCAGAUAUCUUGGGAGUGGGAAAGGCAGAAAUCAAACAGAAAUAGUAAAUAAUCAAUACGCUAAAUUUUCACAGGGACUGUUAAAAUGGCCGUGGACAUAUUUCAGCCUUAAAGCACACCAGAUUUGAUUCUGCCAGGUGAUCAAGGCAGCCUUGGCAGUUCAAAAGCAGUGCAAGAUUGAAGAUGUUUUUAAAACAGGGUAGAAUUGAAGCAAUACAGUAUUUUCCUUAGAGAGAACACUGCGAUAUUAGCACCUCACAAAACUUGUGUUUCAGCAUUUUAGGAAGAAACCAUGCAGACUCAGAAGCAGAAUUAUCAAAUAUUUAAAUGUUUCUCUCGGUUGUACGUGUGAAAUAAAUGUCUGUUCAGUAGUGUACUUUUUUCCUAACUAUGAAGAAACCCUUUUCAGGCUACCCUUGUGCUAACUGUAAGGAAAAAAGAAAAAACGGGCGAUUAUGUUUUGUGGAGUGGUAGAAACGUCUCGGUCACUGUUCAUGUGCUAUAGAUUACUGUUCUGAAUGUAUGCACGUGCUGCCUACGCAUGUAUUCCCUUCCUUUCAGCCUCCAGAGCUUACGGGGAGAGGCGGGAACUGGUUCGGUGGCUUGGACAAAGCUGUGUCAAUGUGUUAUGCAGCAUUCACAACUCAAGGCUGACACUGAAAAUGGUGUGGACUAGAACACACGGUGUUUUGUGUGUGUGUGUGUGUGUGUGUGUGUAGCAGCGAAGCCAGCCUAAUCCCAAAUCAUGGCCUUGGCUCAAGCCAGAAGCUCCACUGCGCCCACCUCAGCCCGAUUCUGGCUCGGGGGGAUGGAGUUAGAUCAUCAAAAGAUGGUGGCUGGGCCAGCACUGUACUGGAAGCAGCUGCGGGUGGGCUGGAAAUGAGGGAGCUCCGGAUCCCCCUCCCCACGCCCAGCAAGGGCCAAGCGGCUGACGGCAUCCAGGCACAAUUCCUCAGCACAAACCUGCAGCAAAUGGGUCAGAGCAGCCAUGUUGCUUUCUGUAGCAAUUCUUUCCUUAACUGGGUGAAAAUGGCUGUUUUUAUCCUGAACAAUCCCCACCCCCAACAUAACCUGAAAUGUUAGGAUUGUCCCAGUUCUAAAACUCUUUUGUGGGGCUGUCACUUUCCCAAAGAAUGUGCUAAAAGGAGAGCUCCAGUGCACCCAAUUUGCUCUUGAGAAGCCAAAGGGUUUCACCCUCCCCAGGCAGGAGGAUUUACAGCCAGGUCCUGUGGCCCUCGGCCACUGCCAAAGGAGCGAGAGAGGCUGGCCCUUCCUUCUAAGCCUCCACUUUCCCUCAGCUCUCUCUCCACCUGCCUUUGUCCCAGAGAGCACUGCAGGGAUGGACGGCCAGGACGACACAAACCAUCAGGACUCCAGGAGGGAGACAGUUUCCAGGGAGUGACACAGGAGCCCCACGGCCAAAGCAGGUGGAACUGGAGCCCUUUGGGACUCCCGAGCAGCAGCCUCAGCCCACCCAGCAUCCCCUUUUAUGUCCCAGCAAAGGGCCAGUGGGCAUUUCAGGGAUGAUUCUGCCUUGUUAAUGCAGCAGCAGCAGCAGGUUAAUUCUCCCUUCAGAUCAAUCCCAGCUGCAAAAGCCUCCCUUUUGGCCUCCUCCUGCCCCAGCAAGAAACCCUCCAUCAUUUCAGGCAGUGCAGGCAACCCAUUUCCCUAGACUGGAUUUCUGCCUCAAGCAGGUUCCGGUUCUCCUUAACCCCGGCAACCAUUCUGUGGUCGGCCAAACCAUCCCCAUUGGCAGAGGUCUGGUUGGAGGGGAGAGAAAAGUCCGGAAUUGCUGCACUGCCAUUUUGGCUUCUCCUUGUUUCUUGUCAAGGUUAAUUCGGAGAUCAAAGAGGCUUCCAUUCAUCACCAACAGCAGGAAAAAAGUGGCCACUUGAAGUCAUCCAACAUGCACUGUAACAGAAAAGCCGACCGUGUGAUUUUUUUUAAUGUUUACAUUUUUAUGUAUAUAAGUAUAGCUAUACAUUUUGAACAACAGAUUAGUCUGUGAUUGUGCUAAUUUAAUGGUUGGUGUUGCGAUUACAACUUAUUUUCCAAUAAAGAGCUUAAAAGGAAGAGCCUGAAAUGUGUCAAAAUGUUCCUGGGGAAGGGAGGCCACCGGGUGAUCCAAAUGCCUGGCGCAGGGUUAUUGAGAGGCAUCCUCUCAGGCCAGCAGGGCUCCUUUUUAUGUCAUCCCUUCCAGGAUGCCGGGCAACUGAGCUGUCCUACCCAGACUGAGGCUGAUGGCUCUUCUUCUCAUGAAGAGCCCCAGUCAGACUGAGGUGGGGGGUGCUACUGUAAGGAGCAGCAGCUUCCUUGUCUUCCAUUCGUGCUCAAUGGGAAAACUCUGCAAUGGGAGCCAUUACUUUCAAGAGAGAGCCUAAAGGAGCAGGAGCUUGGGGCAAAAAACAGCACCACAGAAUCCUCAGGACCCCCACAUACAGUCUCACCGCAGGGCAUUCAGGAAGGGAGAAAAAGGGAUGUCCUGCCAGUAGAAACAGGCCUAAUGUGGGGGUGGAGUGGCAAAGGAGAUCCAUGAAUAUGUUACGGGUGAGAGGAGAGCUGAUUUGCAGUCCCAGGCCUUGGCUGAAGUUGAAAGGAGCCCUGCGUUCUAUUAUAGUUGCAGGGAAAAUGUGGAAAUGACUGGAAAAUGUUGGCUGAAAAACGCAACUUUUAAGACUCAGAAACAGUAAAUUGAACUUCAUCUGAAGACAAAAUAAGAUUGUCUGAGAUUGAGGCUACAGGUCUUCUUACAAGCGUUGCCAACAUAAAAGAACGUUCGCUUCAGUUUUGGAACUCAACGACCAACUUGCUACAGCAAAGUGCUCUGCAAAUAGUGAUUUUAAAAAACACGAAUCUACCAUUUUUGCUCUUUAAAAUUAACACCAAAUCCUCAGGAACUAAAGGCAGCCCACAAAAAUGAAUGUCGCAGAUCUGUAGAUUGUACUUUUUGCUUCGCAAGACAUCAAAUGUUUUCUGUCGUCUCCCUCCCUCUUUAAAUAGAAGCAGUGGGAAGUAGCACAAUCCAAUUAUAUGCCACAUAUAUGUACACAAAAUGAAAAUUCAAGGGGCCUGUGCUGGGUCUUGAAUACUCACAUGUGGUUCUGUGUGUGUGUGUGUGUGUGUGUGUGAGAGAG